UUUUAACUGGUAGCACUUGCGUGUGUGCAAGUUGUUUGCGAGACAUACGCAUGCGCACUGAAAUGUAUUCCCGUUAAUUGAUCGCUUCAAAGUUUUUCAUUGUUUAAUGAAUUCCUUUUAAUCAAGCACCUUUCACAGUUAUUAAACAAUUCUCGUCCACCACAAACACUUAUAAUACCUUUUAUCAACAAUUCUACUCACUUAAAGUAUAUUUCACAACUACCACACACAGAGUUAUAACAACAUUUCUAAUAACAGAUGACAUUGGCAUAACAGAAGAGGCACCUUCAAACCAUUCUAUCUUUUAAAGACUGAAUGUAAAUGCUAUAUGGAAGAGACAGCUAGCAUUAUUUCUAUGAAUUCAUUGUAAAAUUCCAAUGACAUUUUGCUCUGAACUGAGAUUAUUAGCAAAAUUUCUGUGUCAUAAUCUGGAGUGUAUACAAAGUGAGUUUGUGUGCUAAUAAAACUUGGAUAAAUUUUCAGAAGUUUUUAGAUAAAAGGAAAAUUGGACAGAAAUACAGCAGCUGAAAAAAUAGCAAAGAUUAAAGAAUAGGAACAAAAAAUAUAUAGAAAUAUAGACAUAUUAUUAUUUCAGAAAUAAAUAUUGCAAAAACUAGAGGAAUUUUUCUGUUGGAGACAUGCCUAAAGACAGAGGAAAGCCAUCAUGUGAAUUUAAUAUCUGUGAAAAGUCAUUCUCUGAAAAUGGUAACCUAACAAAACGUAAGUGCAAUAAUACAAGGAAGAAGCAAUUUUGCUGCAAUAUCUGUGGGAAAUCAUUCUCUUUACGUAGUAGUUUAACAUUUCACCAACGAGUUCAUACGGAAGAGAAGCCAUAUGGAUGUGAUAUCUGUGGGAAAUCAUUCUCUGUACGUGGCAACUUAACAUCUCACCGUCGAGUUCAUACGGGAGAAAAGCCAUAUAGAUGUGAUAUCUGUGGGAAAUCCUUCUCUCAGAAUGGAAACCUAACUUCACACAAACGUACUCAUACAGGAGAGAAACCAUAUCACUGUGGUGCUUGUGGUAAAUCGUUCUCUGGAGGGAGUGCUUUAUAUUUCCACAAGCGAAUUCAUACAGGAGAGAAUCCGUAUUGCUGUGAUAUCUUUGGUAAAUCAUUCUCUGUACAUACCAACUUAAUAUCUCACCGCCGUGUUCAUACAGGAGAAAAGCCGUAUCAAUGUAACAUCUGUGGCAAGUCGUUCUGUCAGAAUGCAAGCCUAACUACACACAAACGUAUUCAUACAGGUGAGACACCAAAUCACUGUGGUAUUCGUGGUAAAUCAUUCUCUCAAGGUAAUGAUUUAACUAAACACAAACGUAUUCACACAGGAGAGAAACCAUAUCACUGUGAUAUCUGUGGUAAAUCAUUCUCUUUGACAUCAACCCUAACUACACACAAACGUAUUCAUACAGGAGAGAAACCAUAUAAGUGUGGCACCUGUGGUAAAUCUUUCACCCGAAAUAAUACGUUAACUGCUCACAAACGGAUUCAUACGGGAGAGAAGCCAUAUCAGUGUGAUAUCUGUAGUAAAUCAUUUUCUCGAUAUGAAUGCUUCACUAUACACAAGCGUCUACAUACAGGAGAAAAACCAUAUCAGUGUAAUAUCUGUGGUAAAACAUUCCCUUCAACUUCUCAGUUACGAUCACACAAACGUAUUCAUACAGGAGAGAGGCCUUAUCACUGUGAUAAAUGCGGUAAAUCAUUCCAUAAAAGUAAUGCUUUAAAAGUACAUAAAUCUAUUCAUACAGGAGAGAAGCCAUAUAACUGUGAUAUCUGUGGUAAAUCAUUCUGUCAAAAGGUUGAUUUAAAUAAACAUAGGCGUAUUCACACAGGUGAGAAGCCAUACAGUUGUGAUAUCUGUGGUAAAUCAUUUUCUCAAAAUAUUCACUUAACUAGGCACAAACGUAUUCAUACAGGUGAGAAGCCAUAUCGCUGUAAUAUCUGUGGUAAAUUAUUCGCUGCAAGUAAUGCUUUAAGUGCGCACAAACGUACUCAUACAGGGGAGAAGCCAUACCAGUGUGAUAUCUGCAAUAAAUCAUUCGCUGCAAGUAGUGCAUUAAGUAUACACAAACGUACUCAUACAGGAGAGAAGCCAUUUCACUGUGAUGUCUGUAAGAAGUCAUUCUCUGACAGUCGUAGUUUAAGAACACACAAGUAUAUUCAUACAGGAAAGAAGCCAUACCAGUGUGAUAUUUGUGGGAAGUCAUUCACUCAAAGUAAUAAUUUGAUGACACACAGGCGUAGUCACACAGGAGAGAAGCCAUAUCGGUGUAAUAUCUGCGGUAAAUCAUUCUCUGUAAGUUCUGGUUUAACAGUGCAUAGACGUAUUCAUACAGGUGAGAAACCAUAUCAGUGCAAUGUCUGCAGUAAAUCAUUCUCCGUAAGUUAUAGCUUAAUAAAUCAUAAACGUAUUCAUACGGGAGAGAAGCCAUAUAAAUGUGAUAUCUGCAAUAAGUCUUUUUCUCAGAAACACAAGUUGACUAUUCAUAAACAUAUUCAUACAGAAGAGAUGCCAUUUAAGUGUAAUAUUUGUAAGAAGGCACUCUCUAACAAUAGUAGUUUAACAGUACACAAGUGUAUUCAUACAAGGAAAGAAGCCAUGUAAGUGUGAUAUUUGUGGGAAGCCAUUCUCACAAAGUACUAGUUUAAUAGUGCACGAGCAUAAUCACACAGGUGAGAAGCCAUAUCAGUGUAAUAUCUGUGGUAAAUCAUUCUCUGUCUUAAGUUCUGGUUUAACAGUGCAUAAACGUAUUCAUACAGGUGAGAAACCAUACCAUUGUGAUCAUCAUCAUCAUCAUUUAACGUCCGCUUUCCAUGCUAGCAUGGGUUGGACGGUUCAACUGGGGUCUG
Molecule: messenger RNA, 2848 nt
Organism: Octopus sinensis (East Asian common octopus)
Lineage: Eukaryota; Metazoa; Mollusca; Cephalopoda; Octopoda; Octopodidae
Product: zinc finger protein 845-like
Exons: 5
Coding region: 639-2603 (654 amino acids)
Biological process (GO): regulation of transcription by RNA polymerase II
Molecular function (GO): DNA-binding transcription factor activity; RNA polymerase II cis-regulatory region sequence-specific DNA binding
Source: RefSeq, a predicted model, not a curated record